AUGCCUCCCGCCACGGCGACCAAUCCGGCCAUGAGGGCCCGGGAUGAUCUGGACUCGACGUGGACAUAUCUCGAGAAGAACGUCAACAACGUCAUGACCAAAUUGCAGGAAGGUCUGGACAUGAAGACUUACAUGGGCGUUUACACAGCAGUUCACAAUUUCUGUACCUCGCAGAAAGCCGCAACCAGCCAGCAAGGUGCCUCACAAGUGUCUCUGAGCCAGAGUCACCGUGGCGCUCAUCUGUUGGGCGAAGAACUGUACCAGCUGCUCGGUCAGUACCUCACAGAACACCUCAAAGGCGUCUUGGUCGCAUCCGAGUCGCACUCAGACGAAGCCCUGCUCACCUUCUACAUCCGCGAGUGGAAGCGAUACACCGAUGCGGCAAAGUACAACAACCAUCUCUUCCGAUAUCUGAAUCGGCAUUGGGUCAAACGAGAGAUCGACGAAGGCAAGAAGAACGUUUACGAUGUCUACACACUCCAUCUAGUCAAGUGGAAGGAUGAUUUCUUCAAGGCUGUUGAGUCCAAAGUCAUGGACGCUGUUCUGCGGCUUGUGGAGAAGCAGCGCAACGGCGAGACCAUCGACCAGAUGCAGAUCAAGGCGAUCGUCGACUCCUUCGUCUCGCUCGGCUUGGACGAGCUCGAUAGCACCAAGUCGACUCUCGAUGUCUACCGCAUGUAUUUCGAACGUCCCUUCAUUGCCGCCACAAAAGAGUACUACACCAACGAGUCCAGACGGUUCGUAGCAGAGAACAGUGUUGUCGAAUACAUGAAGAAGGCGGAAGCACGGCUCGAGGAAGAGAAGGAACGUGUUGGUCUGUUCCUGCAUCCGGACAUUAUGAAGAAACUCAUGGAAACCUGCAACGAAGCCCUGAUUAGCGCUCAUUCGGUCUUGCUGCGAGACGAGUUCCAGCUGCUGCUCGACAACGAACGAACUGAAGAUCUCGCCCGGAUGUACAAACUCCUGUCGCGCAUCAAAGAUGGCUUGGAGCCUCUCAGAACCCGCUUCGAAGCACAUGUCCGGAAAGCCGGACUUGCAGCGGUCGAGAAGGUCGCGGCGCAGGGUGAUAACUUCGAGCCCAAGAUCUAUGUCGACGCUUUGCUUGAGAUCCACAGCAAAUAUCAGCAACUCGUCAACGUUGCCUUCAAUGGAGAGUCCGAAUUCGUGCGGUCGCUCGACAACGCUUGCCAGGAGUUCGUCAACCACAACCAAGUUUGCAAAACCAAUUCUACCCGAUCACCGGAAUUACUCGCCAAGUACGCCGAUCAACUUCUCAAGAAGGGAGCCAAGGCCGCAGACGAGUCUGAGCUCGAAGAACUGCUUGUCCAGAUCAUGGUUGUCUUCAAGUACAUUGAGGACAAGGAUGUGUUCCAGAAAUUCUACUCACGAAUGUUGGCCAAGCGCCUUGUCCACACUAGCUCAGUGUCCGAUGACGCGGAAACGAGCAUGAUUAGCAAAUUGAAAGAGGCGUGCGGUUACGAAUACACCAACAAGCUUCAGCGCAUGUUCCAAGACGUCCAGAUCUCCAAGGAUCUCAAUAUUGCUUACAAAGAUUUCAACGACAAGCUUGUGGAGGAUAACCCUGACAGAAAGAUUGUGGAUUCCACAUUCCAGAUUCUCGGCACAGGAUUUUGGCCACUGAACGCACCGAACACACCAUUCGCCCCUCCUGCCGAGAUCAGCAAAGCUGUCGACUCGUUUUCCAAAUUCUAUGAUGGCAAGCACAACGGCCGCAAGUUGACAUGGCUCUGGAACUUGUGCAAAGGGGAGAUCCGUGCCAACUACAUCAAGAGCCAAAAGGUUCCCUACACUUUUCAGGUGUCAACCUAUCAGAUGGCCAUCUUGCUACUGUUCAAUGACGCCGACAAGAUGGAUUACACUGACAUCAAGGAAAUCACCAAGCUGACCGAGGAGACUAUCGAACCUGCCAUCAACAUUCUGUGCAAGGCUCGUGUCUUGAAUGCAACACCGGAAGACGGCAAAGCGGAGCCUGGUACCAGCUACUCCUUGAACUACAACUUCAAGAACAAGAAGGUCAAGAUCAACCUGAAUAUUAUUCCUAAGACAGAGCAAAAGGCCGUUAUUGUCCGGAUCAUGAAGGGCCGCAAGAAGCUCAAGCACGUCCACCUUGUCGAAGAAGUCAUCAACCAAGUCCGAAAUCGUUUCCCGCCUAAGAUCUCUGACAUCAAGAAGAACAUCGAUGCCCUGAUGGAGAAAGACUACAUUGAGCGACUUGAUAACGACGAGCUGGCUUACAUUGCUUGA
Cladophialophora yegresii CBS 114405 is the source of this 2265-nucleotide messenger RNA. Its product is annotated as Cullin 1. The record is from RefSeq and is a predicted model, not a curated record. Bases 1 to 2265 code for a protein of 754 amino acids. Gene Ontology annotation, cellular component: SCF ubiquitin ligase complex. Gene Ontology annotation, molecular function: ubiquitin protein ligase binding. Gene Ontology annotation, biological process: protein ubiquitination; SCF-dependent proteasomal ubiquitin-dependent protein catabolic process. NCBI's taxonomy places the organism in Eukaryota, Fungi, Ascomycota, Eurotiomycetes, Chaetothyriales, Herpotrichiellaceae. The transcript is spliced from 4 exons.